UUGUAGGUACUAUGGUACUACGUUACCUGAGUGACCAGAAAAAAUGUUCUGUAUGCAUAUUGUGCACGUACACGAGACUUCGUAGCGUCGGAAACUUUCCAUGUGUAAAGUAUCCGAGCUACAGUCCCCGCGCGACGGAGACUUAUCCAUACGAGCACCAGCUUACUUACAUGAAGUCUACAUGUCCUAAAGUGAUAGUACCCCAAAAUAUCCCCUCUGGUUCCCUUAUCAACACUCUAGAUAUUUAAACUCGCCUCAAGCCCACAUUCAAGGCACUACAUUCAACAUCUACCUAUUCAACCCUCUACCCACCCCACUAAAUCAAACCAAAUCCACCAAGAUGACUUCCUCAAAAACCUCAAUGGACAGCCUUUACUCCGACUUCGCAUCAAAAUACGAAAUCUCCACCGGCGGCUGCACCCGCCAACUAGCCACCUACCUCCUCUCCCUCCUCCCCGCACUCUCCUCCACCUCUCACAUCCACGACAACGCCUGCGGCCCCGGCAUCCUCGCGCAGGAAGUCCUCUUCCAAAACCACUCACUCACCCCCUCCAUAACCUGCACCGACUCCUCCCCACAAAUGAUCACCUUGGCCCAGCACACCAUCCCCGCCAUCACUCCCUCAAACGCCGCAAACCUAUCUUUCCACGUCCUCCCCGGCGAUGCUCUCGACCUACUCCCCUCGGAAUCUUUCACUCACUCGAUAACGAACAUGGGCAUCUUCUUCUUCACCGACGCGCUAAAAGGCGCCCGCGAAAUUCACCGUACCCUAACCCCAAACGGCACCGCCAUCGUCACAACCUGGAAGUCCGCAGGUUACAUGCCUAUCUUACACUGCGCGCAAAAAGCCGUGCGACCGCAAGAUCCGUUGUUUGAGUGGCCGAUUGCGAAAGAAUGGUAUGAAGCUGAUCACCUCCAAGAAAUAUUGAGGAAAGUCGGGUUUGAAAGUGUGGAGAUGAGCGAGGUGACUGUGCAUUUUGCGGGGAAGAGUCUGGAGGAGACGUGUGGGUUCUUAGUAGAUAUGUGGAAGCAGGUUGGGCCGAAGUGGACGGAGGAGGAGUAUGUGGAGUUUGGGAAGCAACUUGUUGUUGAAGGGAGGAAGGAGGCUAUUACGAUGAACAGGCCUGUGAAUGGGAAGAAGGAUGCGGAGAUUGUGGAAGUGGUUGGGUUUCCUAUGGUUGCGCACGUUGCCGUUGCAAAGAAGUGAGGCAACUACGCUUAUAGAUAUCGGGAGAAAGGUAGAUUUGUGUGCUAUCAUUACAA
Molecule: messenger RNA, 1263 nt
Organism: Bipolaris sorokiniana ND90Pr
Lineage: Eukaryota; Fungi; Ascomycota; Dothideomycetes; Pleosporales; Pleosporaceae
Exons: 2
Coding region: 341-1207 (288 amino acids)
Molecular function (GO): S-adenosylmethionine-dependent methyltransferase activity
Source: RefSeq, a predicted model, not a curated record